This is a messenger RNA of Mya arenaria, 2299 nucleotides long. RefSeq lists its product as uncharacterized. Lineage: Eukaryota; Metazoa; Mollusca; Bivalvia; Myida; Myidae. The coding region runs from base 41 to 913 and encodes 290 amino acids. The transcript has 8 exons. The record is from RefSeq and is a predicted model, not a curated record.
AUGCUUGUUGAUAUCGAAACGGAUAUCCCCUGACUCUUAAAUGCAACUUUACUUGAAAAUGUUCCUGAUACAGCAGUUUACCAAAUGCAUAGUUCUUAUCUCACUGUGGACAUCAUAUUUGACAGCUGAAGAUUUCUAUUGCCCUGAUAUUCCAAACUUAAAUAAGUCACGGCUAGAACGUGUAAACUACACCCAAUAUGAUCUUGUUAAGGAAGGCGUUUUCGUGGCAAGUGCGAAACAAAUACUAUUCAAAACUAAAGGAAAACAUAAUGCACACAUAUUACUGCAAAAAGAGCCGGAAGAUUUUUUAACAAAUGUAUAUGAAGUUGUGCUCGGAGCAGAUCGAAACACAAUAUCGUACUUGCGGUUACAUCAGCACGGACAAAGACUCGAUGCCUUAAAGACAUCAGGUAUCCUUAAUGAGACAGAAUAUAGGUCGUUUUGGAUAACAUGGAAUUCCAUAUUGGCGAUUGGGCAAGGAACUAGGAUUGAUAUCAACAGCAUCAUUUUGUUAACACGUCUGGAUUUUCCAAUCAAUUCGAUGCGAAUCAGUUAUGGAUGGGGCAGUGACGGCUUCUUCAGAUUUCAUGAUAAAUCGGAUAAUGCUACAAGCCCUCGAACAACGACACCGAGAAGAGAAACGUCUGAUCAUCAAUCAACCCAGAAGGCUUUAAGUGAUUCUUUGCAGGACAAACAUUCCUCUAUUGUGAUUGCGCUUGCCACAUCAACCGGUUGUCUUGGCUUUAUACUUCUGUCAACAUUACUUGGGGUUUGCUUUUUAUGGAACAAAAGGAAAGCAACUGGAAUGGGGACUCAUUCACAGGCAAAUCCAGUUGGUGGAGAACAUUACGAAGGGUUGCGAGGAAGGGAACAGAAUUCAGUAUACCAACAUUACGCGACAUUGUCAGUUUAACAAUAUAUAUAUGACAGAUUCAUAAAACCUGGAAGGCAACAUAGUAAGGAACAUUACGCUACUGUGUCAGAUAACAACAUAUAUGACAGAUGACAACUUCGUUAUAUUCCAUUAUCUAGUUUUGUAACAAUGGCUAGCUUUAUACGUUAUAUUGUAUACUAAUAUAAAAGAGUCCUUAAAAUAUUCCAAUUUGAGAAACGGUUGAACGUCUUAUCUCUCUUGUAUUUAUAGUUUAAACUUAUUUCCUUAGCUCGAUUGUGACGAAAGCUGAUAUCUUUUAUAAUUAAUCUGGAGUCCGGGACAUGGACAGAAGCCAGCAAUGGUGUCCAUUUGAGAGAGUCCAUGAACAAGUAUCUCUAUAGAUGCUUAAACAUACAACCUGUCUUGUAAAUGUAUUCCCUAGCUGGUAUUGAUAUGUUUUAUAUGUGUAUUACUUUAAACCAAUUUUGUAAGAUGCACUAUGCCAAAAUAGAAUGUGGCAAAUCAUAAGGAUUGCUAAAGAAUACUUAAAGCUGGAACCCUCCCGCUAAUGUUAUUAUUUGCUCAAAUUUCGUCUUUGAAGACAACAUUUUUUAAUUGGCGUUAAUAACGGCUAUAAAGGAUUCUUUGUUACGUGAUUGGUUGAUUGACAUUAUCACGUGAUGUUAUCAAUGUAUUGUUCAAAGAACAAAAUAUCCAUUACUUUUGCUCCUGUUGGCUUAGUGGUAAAGGCUUAUGUUUUCUAUUUAUUUUUUAACUUUACCGCCGUGGGUUCGCACCCAGCUAAUACAUUUUUUUUUGUUAUAAUUGUAUUUUUUUCUGCAAUUUCAAUAUCAAAGAGUACAAGGAUGAAAAAAUAAGUGUUUUCAGAUGCAUGACCGGAAAAGCUAUUUUUCGUCCAAAACAUGAGCAUGUCCCUUUAAGCACUCGUGUUAUCACACAUUAUUUACACACUCAUGUUUAUAAUAUUUUUUUAAUUAUUAUGCGUGUGUUUUCAAUGAACAUGCUGUACAUAAUGUUUGUAUCUAAAUACAUGGUCUGUUCUGUAUUGUUAAGUUAUUAUGUGUAGUUUAAAAUUAACAUAAUUUGUACAUGCCUGGACCUAAAUAAUUGCUCUGUUCUUUUUUGUAAUAUUGUAUGUGACUUUGGGAUAUAUUAGAACAACAUAUUGUAAUUCAAAAGGUUUUUUAGGACAUUUUUGGAGUAAGACUUUAUGAUUCGUAUAACAGUUUGUGCAUGUGGUGAUGUGCAUAUAAGUCAGUGCUUAGGUCCGGCCACGAUAGUGAAUAAUGCAAAGGCGGUGUAUGGUGCUCUUAAAAAAAAUGGUAAAUGAUGUCAUUUAUCCCUUUGCACAAAAAUAACUUAUAUUGUUAGACUGCUCACUACAUGUCGCUGUACAAUCUAGCU